This is a messenger RNA of Drosophila mauritiana, 1513 nucleotides long. RefSeq lists its product as uncharacterized. The record is from RefSeq and is a predicted model, not a curated record. Bases 312 to 1424 code for a protein of 370 amino acids. The transcript is spliced from 3 exons. Lineage: Eukaryota; Metazoa; Arthropoda; Insecta; Diptera; Drosophilidae.
GCAGAUGCUGCACUCCAGCGCCCGCUGCACCGCCCAGCCACCCAUUCUAGAGGCCCAUUUCUUGGAAACUAAUACCACUACUCCUCGGCUAGCUGCAGCCUCCCAUCUUUUCCAGAUCUAAGAGCGAGCGAGAGAGGAGCGGAGAAGGCGCGAGAGAGUAGGCGCACUCGAAGUUCACGUUCACGGCGCCUGGAAGCUGCAGCCCGAAAAUUGUCCUGUUAGUACGAGAAAACUAUUGACAGGCGAAAGGUCUAAAAUUGCUCAUAUUCUGGCAGAAAAAGCAGAUUGGCUUCAAAAGUCUGACAGCCGCAAUGGCUCACGUUCAGCUCAACGCAGGAAAUGGGCAAACACCAAGCAACGGGAAUAAUGUCGAGGAUAAUGAACCCUAUCAAAUAAGUGACGAUGAUUUGGAUGACCUGGAUGAUGAUUGCUUGCUCGAGGAGGCAGAUACUUCUGGGGCAGGCAAUAAUGUGGGACGUGGUCCUUAUGAGCGUGCUUGGACCACAGAGGCCACCAGAGCAUUGAUUCACAUACGCGGUCCCAUGGAGGGUAGCUUUACAGAGGGCAGACAAAAACGGACUGCUCUUUGGCUGCACUGCACUCGGCAACUACAGCGACUGGGAUUUCGCUACUCCGCCGCAAAAGUGCAGAAGAAGUGGCAUAACAUCCUCAUCACAUACAACAAGAAUCUGAACAAAAAAUACGUAUCCGGCUAUGUGCACUGGGAGUUCUUCGAAGAGAUGUUCAAGUAUCUGCAGGGAAAGAAGGCCGACUUUGAUAUGCACUUGCCACAACAGCCUUCAAAUGCGCCACAAGCUCCACAUUCUGCAAAUGGGCAAAACCCGAACCCGGGAAUUCCCCAGCAACCUUUACAGCUUCAACCUACUCCGGUGAGCCUAAAGCCUGGAACACCCCAAAUGCAGCUGCAACUUCCACCCCAGACUGCGGCCAAGGACAGCCAGCCGUAUAUUACACCUGUGGAUCAGGUCCUGCUGCAGGCCCAGAUGAAUCUGGACAGCAAGUCCAACGAUGAGUUCGAUGAAGAUAGCAACAGCAUGUCGGAGGUAGUCCGUCAACCCAAAAUGGAGUACGAUGGCGAUCAAGCUGCGGAGGCGGAACGUACAAACGAUAGCAGCCAACAUCUGGAAGUUAAUGGCAAGCUAUACGAUCUCGCACGACCCAUGGGCUCGCACCAAGCUCCUGGCAUUCCCGAUGACAUAUGGUGGAAGGAUUACUUUGAAAGAAAACUGGAGGUGGAGCGGGAGAAGAUAGAGCUGCAACGAAAUCUACAGCGCGAACAGGUGCAGAUCCAAAAAAUGUCGCUGGUGCAGCAGGAGCGCAUUGAGCGCAUGAAGAUCGAUGCCAUCAACAGCCUGACGGGCACGCUGCAAAAGUUGGUGGAGGCCAAGUGUCGCCGGGCCUAAGAUGAAUCUGUUCCCUCCCAGUAAAUUUCGAUAACUUUAGGCUUCGAUUCGUCUGUAUCUAGUUGUGUGUGUAAAUACAAUUUCGGCCA